ACACAGCACAGAGAUCCAACUAUGGCAACUACAACCACUGCCACCAUGACCAACUCUAAGGAGCAUCUGACUCUGAGCCACAAUCUCAGAAAGCCUCUGGUGGAAAAAUUACGAAGAGAGCGAAUCAACAGCAGCAUCGAGCAGCUCAACUCUCUCCUGGGUCCAGAGUUCCUCAAACAGCAGCCAGAGUCAAAGCUGGAGAAAGCAGACAUCCUGGAGAUGACAGUUUGCUUCCUGACCAAGCUGCUGCAGCAGAACCAGCAACAGAAAAAACAGCUGAACCGACUUAAAAACCCCAAGGCUAGUUUUGAUGCCAAUGAGGCUGAAGUUUCUCUGAGCUCCUCAGUUCACAGUAAAGAUGAAGAUCCAGAUCCUAAAGUUCUAUGGAGGCCUUGGUAG
Molecule: messenger RNA, 399 nt
Organism: Xiphophorus maculatus (southern platyfish)
Lineage: Eukaryota; Metazoa; Chordata; Actinopteri; Cyprinodontiformes; Poeciliidae
Product: transcription factor HES-5-like
Exons: 2
Coding region: 22-399 (125 amino acids)
Biological process (GO): regulation of neurogenesis; regulation of transcription by RNA polymerase II; anterior/posterior pattern specification
Cellular component (GO): nucleus
Molecular function (GO): DNA-binding transcription factor activity, RNA polymerase II-specific; protein dimerization activity; RNA polymerase II cis-regulatory region sequence-specific DNA binding
Source: RefSeq, a predicted model, not a curated record